Molecule: messenger RNA, 1014 nt
Organism: Adineta steineri
Lineage: Eukaryota; Metazoa; Rotifera; Eurotatoria; Adinetida; Adinetidae
Source: the annotation of a GenBank genome assembly
AUGGGUAAAGAUUAUUAUAAAAUAUUAGGUUUAAGCAAAGGCUCCUCUGAUGACGACAUAAAAAAAGCUUAUCGAAAGCUUGCAUUAAAAUAUCAUCCCGAUAAAAAUAAAGAAGCUGGUGCGGAAGAAAAAUUUAAGUCGAUAGCUGAAGCAUAUGAAAUCUUAUCUGAUCCAAAGAAGAAAGAAAUAUUCGAUAAAUAUGGCGAAGAAGGUUUGAAAGGUGGCGUCGGCGGUCCAAGCGGUGGCCCCGGUGGCGCUGGUCAAUACUUUUCUCAAGCUAAUGUUGAUCCACAUCAAACUUUUCGAAUGUUUUUUGGAGGUGCUGAUCCAUUUGCCAUGUUUUUCAGUGGCGAAGAUGAUGAAGGACCAGGCGGUAAUUUUGGUGGAUUCGGUAAUAUGGGAGGUUUCAAUUUCGGAGGUCAUCCUAGUCAACACCAACAUAGUCAAAUGCAAAGAAAAAAAACUCAAGAUCCACCUAUUGAACAUGAACUAUAUGUCACAUUAGAAGAAAUUGCUAGUGGUACAACGAAAAAAAUGAAAAUAUCUCGAAAAGUUUUAAAUCCUGAUAAUCGUACAACACGUUCAGAAGAUAAAGUUUUAACAAUUGAUAUAAAACCAGGAUGGAAACAAGGAACAAAAAUAACCUUUCCACGUGAAGGUGAUCAGAGUGCAACAACAAUACCAGCUGAUAUUAUAUUUAUCAUUAAAGAUAAACCACAUUCAACAUUUCGUCGAGAAGGUGCAGAUCUUAUUUAUACAGCAAAAAUUACUCUCAAAGAUGCAUUAUGCGGAACAACUAUUAAUGUUCCGACACUUGAUCCAAAUCGUAUAAGAAAAUUACAAUUGAAUGAUGUUAUUAAACCAAUAACUGAAAAACGUCUUUCUGGUGAUGGCCUACCAAAUACAAAACAACCGACAACUCGUGGAGAUAUUAUAGUUAAAUUUGAUAUUAAAUUUCCAGAUGCACUUAGUAAAGAACAGAAAGAAACAAUUUCAUCAACGUUACGUAAUUAA